CUUUUCCCUUAUUUGGCAAAUUUUAAUUUUUUCAGUUUUCCCUCUCUCAAAAAAUUAACUCAGCGCCAGGUUCCAAAUUUUCCCUCAUUUUCUCACUUCUUUUUCUCGAGAAACUCCACCCAGAAAAAUCACAGAAAAAAAUUCACACCUCAAUCCAUGGUCGACGAUGGCGAAUUCUCCGGCACCAUUUGUUCAAUCUGCUACGAACCUCUCAACCCCGUUAACGAAGAUCUUCAAUGCGUAUCAAUCUGCGGUCACGUCUUUCACGAACUCUGUUUACAGCAAUGGUUUGAGUACUGUAAGACACCGAAGAAGCAUACUUGUCCUAUUUGCAAGCAAGGAUGUAAGGCGAAAGAUGCGUGUCGGCUUUAUUUUCAAUCAAUUGGAGAUGUGAAGGAAGGUGUUGUUACUCAGAAGAAUGUUGGUCUUGAAGAAGAUUCUGGUGUUUUGAGGAAGGAAGUUAAGAGAUUGGAGGGAAAAGUUUCGGGGCUUAGUACGGUUUUGGAGAAACAAACUAAGGAGUUAGAUGAACUUAAAGAUGAGCUUUGUACUUGCAAGGAGCAGAAAAAGAUAGAAAUAGCAUCAAAGAUUGAAGCCUUGAAGCAAAAAACAUCCUUACAAUUCCAGCUUCAUGUGAAAUCAGAGGAGCUUGAGAAGUCAAAUUUGGACCGUUUUAAAUUGCAAGAGCGAAAUAUGGCUUUGGCUAAAGAACUUGCAGCAUUAAAAUUAGUGUCUGAUCUGGACAUUGGUGAAGACGAGGUUUUGAAGCUUGCCACUUUGGGUAAUGGGACCAACAGUAAAGAAACAGUCGACACAUUAACAAGAUCUCUUGUCCUGCGGAACAGGAGUUACAAAGAGUUAAUGACCAAGUGUAAUCUUCUGGGGAGAGGUGAGGCUCGUUAUAGUAAAAAGCUUGAGAAGGCUAAUGAGAAGAUUAUUAAACUGAAGGCAAGGCUACAAGAACUGGAGACAACAAUGGAAGUAAAAGAGAAUGAAUAUUUGAAGCAUCUAAAAGUUGCCAAGAAUAUUGAAAACAAAAUCAAUUCUAAUUCUGAUGUAUUGAUGGCUAACACAUUUUCUUCAAAAGAGCAAAACAAACAAAGCACAACACCCAAAUCUGGAAUGGAUUUGAAUAAGAAUGACAACAACAAAUCUUUACAAUCUCUGAAGAUAGAGAACUCCAAAACAGCAAAAAAUAAAGAUGUGAAUAUUAGCAACAGAAGGAAAACUACCUUAUCUCUUGAUGAAGAUAUAGAUUGCAUCAUUAUUGAUGAAGAAGAAUACAAAGAGCCAGAAGCAGCAUCUGGCACAAAGACUAAAACAUCAUUGCAAGGAAUAUGUAAUUUGGCUGAGUCUUCAAGAUUUGAUAUUGACACUGAAAUGGCUGCCAUUACUGCUGGCACUACGAAUGAAGACGUGACUCUACAAGCUAAUGCUAAACAAGCUCAACCCAUGGUCAACAUUAGAAAGGAGUCACCUUUAACAACUUCAAGUUCAGUGGACAUCUGCUUUUCUGGUGGAUUACUUGGUCCUGAUGGAACUCAACGAUUCUUGGGUAAAUGGUGCAAACGUGGACAAACUGGUGAAUCAACAUCCACAAAAGGGAAUUUGAUAUCUGUAGGAGCCGAUGGUAGAGGUGGAACAGUCAAAGUUCUAAGGAAUCCAAGCCAAGCCUUCUCGGAUGGUAAGGAAACUUCAGUAGCUUCAAAAAGGUUGAAGCUUGGACCUAAUAAAGCUAGUUCGCAAUCCCGGGGAUGCUUGCAGAUGGAACACUUUUUUGGAAGGGCUGGGGUGGACCUUGUGGGUAUGUAUGUUUACCAGAAUGCAUACUUAGAGUUCUUCUGCUCGAAGGAAAAGCUGGAUGCACUUAUUGAGAAAUCUAAGGAUCGACCAUUCCUAACUUAUAUGGCUAUGAAUAAAGAAGGGAUAUGGAAAUCUAAUGCCGGCCAAACCGAUGUGAAUGCUGUGACAUGGGGGGUCUUCCCAGCUAAGGAAAUAAUACAACCAACCAUUGUAGAUCCUGCAGCUUCAACGUGUGGAAGGAUGAGGCAUUUGAAAUUUGGUCAAGAGGAUGGGCAAGCUUAUACUCUGAUGCUGAUGCAUCCAGGAAAUUGGUUGAAGAGGUGGGCAGCAGCCACUUCUUGGUCAGCUUGGUGGACAACGAUUACGUCAAUGGUGAUCUUUUUGGUCUGUUAGCUGAUUUCUGACACGAGCUUCUUAAUAUAUUAGUCCUUUAAACGAAGCCAAUUCUGUUGCUCGUCCGGUUUUUCCUUUCUUUUCUUUUCUUUUUUCCGCUUAAACGUGAUUAUUCAUAUUAUAUAGAUGAUUGAAUGUUGGAGUGUCAAAUUAAUUGUCUGGAAUAUAUGGCAAACAUGAUAAUGUUGUCAUGUUUUAGACUCUCACGAGUAAUCUGUAAUUUCAUAAAUCACAUUGACUUGAAGCACAAGUCGCUUAUUCCUUUGAAUUUCGUGGUUGUAUGA
Molecule: messenger RNA, 2480 nt
Organism: Medicago truncatula (barrel medic)
Lineage: Eukaryota; Viridiplantae; Streptophyta; Magnoliopsida; Fabales; Fabaceae
Product: E3 ubiquitin-protein ligase trul-1
Exons: 11
Coding region: 157-2196 (679 amino acids)
Source: RefSeq, a predicted model, not a curated record